AUGACCUCGAAAGACUCCUCGCUAUACGGCAUUCAGCGGCCCAAACAGGGCGCCAGCAAAAAAGACACCACUUCAUCCUCCACGCUAGCAUUUACAUCGCAUCUCUCAUCACUUAUAUCGAAGGACGCCGCUUCUGCCACACCUUCCUCUUCCUCCUCAUCAAAAACCAAAUCAGAUGGCGGCAGCUACACAUUUGCGCGUGGCCGCGCACGUCCUUCAAAAAGCGCGAAACCAGAUCUCUUCUCCAUCCAUAACAAAGGCGCUCUCAAACGUGCCGCGAAAGACGAAGCAGCUGGUGAAGACGAGAAUAUUGGCGCGGUCGAUGCGAUUACGCUACAAAGAUCUAAAAGACGUAUGGAAGAGAAGGCGGAUCUAUACGAGAAUUUGAGAAAAGGGCACCAUCUCGUUGAUGGGAGUAGUAGUGAGAACGAUGAUGGUGGAGAUGAUUAUAUGUCUCGAUUGAGACGGAAGGAGAGGAAUGCUCUUGUCGAUUUUGAUCGGAAAUGGGUGGAAGACGAGGAGAAGAAGGAGGAGGCGAGAGAUGACGACGAGGAAGAUGAUGAUGAAAAUGACGACGGAAUUGGUACCUUGGUUGAUUACGAAGAUGAGUUUGGUCGUACACGGCGCGGAACAAGAGCAGAAGCCGCACAUGCCGCGCGUCUCAGACGACAGGCUCAAGGAGGAACUACUACAACAGUCGAUGAAGAAGAUCGCUCCAGACCUUCGCGACCGUCGAACUUGAUUUAUGGCGAAACUAUACAAGCACAUGCCUUCAAUCCGGAUGCGGUGGUAGCAUCGCAAAUGGCUUAUUUAGCCUCUAAAAGAGAUAGAUCCGCCACUCCGCCUGAAAGUCUGCACUACGACGCAGAAGCUGAAGUGCGGACGCGCGGAACAGGGUUUUAUAAGUUCUCGAAAGAUGCGAAGGAGAGAGAGAAGGAGAUGCAUGAUUUGCUUAGUGUUCGUCGAGAGACAGAAAAGGAGAGAGAAGAGCGUCGAAGGCGGAAGGCUGAACGGGAUCGGGUAAAGGAAGAGAGGAGAGCGAAGAUAAGGGAGUUGAGGGGGAAGCGUCAGGCAGAGAAGUUUUUGGAUGGGUUGGGGGUCCCUGUAUAGACCUGCGAGUGUUAAUGUGUUUACAAUCAUGAUUGCGGCUAUACUUGCAUAGAUACCCAUGGAAAUGAAACGU
Molecule: messenger RNA, 1183 nt
Organism: Talaromyces stipitatus ATCC 10500
Lineage: Eukaryota; Fungi; Ascomycota; Eurotiomycetes; Eurotiales; Trichocomaceae
Exons: 2
Coding region: 1-1110 (369 amino acids)
Cellular component (GO): nucleus
Source: RefSeq, a predicted model, not a curated record